AUGGCCUCUUCGACCCUCCCAUUGAACUGUCGCCUUAUCAAUAUCGGUACUCACUCGCUAGCUCUAUAUACCCACGGCCCGGAGCCUGGCAGCUCCAAAGAUCCUGUCGUACUAUUCAUCUCUGGUGUGGCAAGCGAUUCUCUCAACUGGCAGGCCGUGGUGCGGCUGCUGGGUUCCUCGCUGCAGACCUACACGUACGACCGCUCUGGAUACCACAACUCCGAGUCCUCGCCGCUUGCUGCCUCAGCCGAGAACGUUGCUCUGGAACUCUCUCUUCUAAUUGAAAAGGCACCUAUCCCUAACCCCCUAAUUCUCGUGGGCCACUCCUGGGCCGGCGUGCUUUCACAUGAAUACCUUGCCCUAAAGGGGACUGGCCAAAUUGCUGGCCUGGUGCUUGUGGACGCCAACCAUGAGACAGCACCACUAGUGAUGAAUGUGAAUGAUCCAGUUCUCUGGACUGUUAUAGCUGCUGGCGUUGACCCAUAUUCUGCCUGGGGCGUGGAGGCAAAUCACAAGCUAACGCAGGAGGAAUGGAACGCAUUCAGAGCGGCUGAAGCAACCGAGAAGUUCGAGCUAAUUGCGCACAAGGAGGAUGAGAAUUACAUGCCCAGUUUUGGGACUCUACGGAAGAAAGAAUUGAGUAAGAAGCAGCCACUGCUCGGAGAUAAGCCAGUGUAUGUGAUUGCGGGUACACGCAGCAGAGACUGGACUGGAUUGUACAAUGCGGGAGUUGCUAAAGGGAACGGAACCGAGGAAGAGAGAAGCUAUGUGAGGGGGUUGAUUAAAGCUGUUGAUGCGAAGAAUGAAGGCCUUAUGAAGAAGUUUUUGAAGCUGUCUACAAAUAGCGAGCUUGUAUUCGCUGCAGAGAGCGGGCACUUUGUCCAGAUGACCCAGCCGGAAGUUGUUGUUGAUGGAGUGAAAUGGGUCCUACACAAUCUGCCAGUAUCUCUCUAG
Messenger RNA from Nannizzia gypsea CBS 118893, 954 nucleotides. Its product is annotated as alpha/beta hydrolase fold protein. The transcript has a single exon. Bases 1 to 954 code for a protein of 317 amino acids. The record is from RefSeq and is a predicted model, not a curated record. Lineage: Eukaryota; Fungi; Ascomycota; Eurotiomycetes; Onygenales; Arthrodermataceae.